Symbiodinium pilosum is the source of this 822-nucleotide messenger RNA. NCBI's taxonomy places the organism in Eukaryota, Dinophyceae, Suessiales, Symbiodiniaceae. The record is from the annotation of a GenBank genome assembly.
AUGUCGACGGAGGCUGCCUCGCGGAAGCGCAAGGCGGAGCCUGAACCCGCCGAGGACCUGGGGCUCGGUGGGCUUUAUGACUUCCUUCCCCCUCCCGAUCCCGAGAAGGACAAGGCUACAGCUGCCAAGGCACGGAAAGCCGAGCAGCUAAGCACGCGGCCAAAACUUCCGCCCGUCGACAGGUCCAGAGUCAUAUUUCUGGAUGUUGAUGGUGUCCUUCUCCCAGCCGGCAGCGUCGAAAUGAUAUUCAUCGACGGCGUCAUGCUGCCUGUGCGGGCGGCAAAAGAAGCGGACUUCAACAGAACUGCGCUCUCCAACCUGCGGGCAAUAGUGCAGCAGACUGGCGCUUCGAUCGUGCUGUCUUCUGAGUGGCGGCGAAAGGAGGAGAUGAGGGACAACAUCCGAAGAACUCUUCAAGCCCAGGACAUCCCUGGGUUUCAAGAUUCUACACCAAUCUUCCAACCCUCGGCAGAGCUGGUGAAGCAGAGGCUCGAUCAGGCCAUCAUCUGGGCCGAGCGUCGUGCUCGAGAGAUAGGCAACUGGCUGAAGCAGCACAAGGAAGUCAAGGCUUGGGUGGCGAUCGAUGAUAUCGACUUUAGCUGGGCUGACAGUGUCAAGGUGUCGGGAACACCGCUGAUGAAGCACCGAACAGUCCUCACGAACCCGAAGUACUGCAUAACAGAGAAGGAUGCGGAAGAGGCUGUCCGCAUCCUCCUCAACCCUCCCGUCAUUGCUCCUGGCGAGGAGGCAGAUGCCAUCGCUGCUGCCAGAUAUUUGACGGAAGAGGCACUCGCAAAAUGCGCCGGGGCCGGACUGAUGUGA